This is a messenger RNA of Trichoderma citrinoviride, 1890 nucleotides long. RefSeq lists its product as hypothetical. NCBI's taxonomy places the organism in Eukaryota, Fungi, Ascomycota, Sordariomycetes, Hypocreales, Hypocreaceae. The record is from RefSeq and is a predicted model, not a curated record. The transcript is spliced from 3 exons. Bases 1 to 1890 code for a protein of 629 amino acids. Gene Ontology annotation, cellular component: mitochondrial inner membrane. Gene Ontology annotation, molecular function: ATP hydrolysis activity; ATP binding. Gene Ontology annotation, biological process: mitochondrial respiratory chain complex III assembly; protein insertion into mitochondrial inner membrane from matrix.
AUGAAUCUUCCUCCUAUAUUCAGCACCGCCGUUGCCAAUACAUCUUCCUUCAAUGCGUCAUCCUUCACUGCUACCAUCGUGGCUGAGAACGGUGAGGCUGGGAGCAGCAGUUCGAACAUCCCAUUUCCUGCUGGCGGCAUAAUGGAUACCAUUCUCACCACUGCCGGCCAUGCCUCGCCUCUCACCCAGCUUCUUCACUUCCUUUAUAGGCUCCUGGGCACACAGUUUGGGCUUGACCCGUCGAUGGUGCUGGCCGUAUUGGGAUUCGUUUGGGGCGCUUUCAAGAUCGGAUCGCAGAUUCAUAGCUUUAUCCAGCGCUUCUUGGACGAUUAUCUUAUGUGCGCCAUGUACAUUUCUGAAGAUGACCACAUAUACUCGCACUUGAUGAAGUGGCUAUCUCACCAGCCUAGCAUCAAGAACAGCCAGUAUCUCAUGGCCCAGACCGUUUGGAAGAGUGCAUGGGAGGAAGAAGAAGAGCUGGAAGGUGCUCUGUACUGGACGGAUGGUGGCGAAGUCGAUGGUGGCAAUCGAAUGUAUCUGAACUUCGCCAACCAUGCAGCUAGAUCGAGUCCUAGAUUUGUUCCUGCCAUGGGGUCGACAUCAUUCUGGCACAAGGGGACGUAUUUCCGCGUACACCGGAAGAAGGAGUCGUUUGUCAGUACUCGUUCAUGGGGAGGCCCGAUGAAAGAUCUCGAGGAAGUCAAGAUCUCAUGCUUCGGUCGUUCAAUAGAUCCAAUCAAGCAGCUGCUUUCGGAGGCCAAGGCUCUGUACUACAAUGACACUCGUCAGAAGACGACCAUCUAUCGUCCCAGGGUCAAGGAGCAACGGAGAGACCACAACAUGUGGCAACAAGUGGCACGGCGCCCUGUCAGACCUAUGUCGACAGUUGUGCUCGAUUCGAGCGAAAAGCAUGAAAUCCUGGCCGACAUCAACGAGUAUUUGCACCCUUGGACGCCGCGAUGGUAUGCGUCUCGAGGUAUUCCCCUGAGGAGAGGCUAUCUCUUUCAUGGGCCGCCAGGUACUGGAAAAACAAGCUUCUCCUUUGCAUUAGCGGGCGUGUUUGGCAUCGACAUAUACGUCAUUAGCCUUCAGGAUGCCGGCGUCAACGAAGAGGACCUAGCCACCUUGUUCACUAAACUGCCACGAAGGUGCAUCGUCCUUCUCGAGGAUAUUGACACUGCGGGGCUGCGACGCGAUCUCAGCUCGGAGAGUGAAAAUACGACAGAGGACAAGAAAGAUGAAGACAAGGGCCAGAAAGACGGAAAGAAGAAGCACAAGAGUAAAGCUGAUGCCAGUGAAAGUGAGCCGGAGAGCGAAGUUGAGAUAAAAUCCAAGAAGAGAGGAUCAAGAAAGAAGGAUUUCGGCAGGAAGGCUCCCCUCGCUCUGGAUGGAAUAUCCUUGUCGGGCCUUCUCAAUGCCAUCGACGGUGUUGCAUCUCACGAAGGCCGGGUCCUGAUUAUGACAACUAACAAGCCGGAGGCGCUCGACGAGGCAUUGAUCCGCCCUGGUAGAGUAGACGUCCAGGUUAAAUUCAGCAACGCUAGCAGCGUUCAGGCUGGAGAGUUAUUCCAUCGGAUGUAUGAGACACAUCGCCAGGAAGAGCUGACCAAGACAGCAAAGGUGGAGGAGGCGGCAGAGAAGUCAAACGCACAGUUAGCCGCGCAGCACGAUACCGAAGAGUUGGAUGGAAUCACCGCUGAAGAGAUGAAGACAAUCGCAGAAGAGUUUGGCCGCCGGAUCCCAGAAGGUGUUCUAUCGCCUGCGGAGAUCCAGGGGUUCCUCCUCAAGCGCAAGAAGUGCCCGCGCCGAGCAUUGGAGGAGGUAUCAGACUGGGUCGCAGCGACCCUGAGGCAGAAGGAAGCGAACUCGAAGGUCUUGACCGUGCAGUAA